This is a messenger RNA of Harmonia axyridis, 1422 nucleotides long. Its product is annotated as KICSTOR subunit 2-like. Gene Ontology annotation, biological process: cellular response to glucose starvation; negative regulation of TORC1 signaling; cellular response to amino acid starvation. The record is from RefSeq and is a predicted model, not a curated record. Lineage: Eukaryota; Metazoa; Arthropoda; Insecta; Coleoptera; Coccinellidae. The coding region runs from base 175 to 1389 and encodes 404 amino acids. Gene Ontology annotation, cellular component: KICSTOR complex. The transcript has 9 exons.
UUCAGAUAUUAAAAAAAAAUUAUCAGCUAUUAUCAGUAAAUUUUUACUGAUUAUGUUAUUCUGUGAUUCUGACCUUGACUACUUUCCCAACCCAACUUCUUAUCAGGAUUUGACUUGACCCACAAUAACAAUAAUAUUCGCAUUACUAACAAAUAAACAAUCCCAAGUGAAGAAAUGGAAAAAGAGGAUGAAUUUUUACAUUCAUUUUUUACUUAUAUAUCCCAAAUAUGUUUUGACAAAGCUAAAGAACACAUUGAAAAAGAAAAAGACUUACAUAAAUCACUUCUGCAAUCACCGUGGUAUGGCUUUUUGAAUUUUCUUCAGCAACUUGCUUUAUCUGAGAAAAGUUAUAUUGAAAUAGGGUUCCUUCAAACAAAGAAUAAAGGUUUCUUAAGAAAAGAUAAUUCUCUGAAGGCUAUAUACGAGACGAUGAAAAUAGAUAUAAGAAAGCUAGAAGAAAAUUUUAAAGUGAAUAAUAAAAGGGUACAAAAUUACUGUCAAAAUAUUUAUCAAUUUUUGAGCGCCAAAAUCAACCUCAUUGAAUUAUAUGAGAAAAUUUAUCAAAUGGGUUCUGGAAAACACCUGCGAUACUUGGAAUUGUUAAACCUCACUGAAAACAUAAUACAAAGAAAUGCACUUUGCUUUACAGAUAUUAGUUUGACCCCAGUAAAAGCUGUUUUUAAUCUGGAAUGUGAAAUAUUGCAACAACUAUUUAAGGCAUUAACUGAACUUCAACGAUUACAGUUCCUACCGUCUCUUGCUUUAAUCCAUGGAGCACAUACUAGACUUACUGCUUGGGAAGGCAGAAUACAAAAAGAGAGUUGGAAAUUAGGAUUUCUUAAGAACAAUCCAUCACCAGCCUUACUUCAGUGGUUAAUCAAGCUAAAAGGCAUUGUUCUUAGUAAAUUCAGCCUUUACUUUCACAAUACACUUGCCCAUCAAACCACUCCAAAUGAUAUGAGAAAUAUUUGUGUAAAAUUACAGCACGAUCACUAUCAAAAAAUGGUCUCUUUCCAAAAGAAGUAUGAUGCUGCAUAUGUUAUAUUGUUGUCUGACAACCAAGUCCUUUAUGAUACUACAGAUUAUGAUAGUUUUCCAAUUAUUGUUUCUUAUCCGCCUAAAUGUCCUCCCCAAUUAGAGACAAUAAUGAAAAUGAUAUCUGAUACUGUUUCAGAUUUGGUUAUAGUUGACAAGAUUAUUUACAAAUUCAGUACACAAGAACUCCGAACUUAUGUGAUAACAACUGUUGAGCCAAAUAUUUAUCUCGUUAUUAUUUUUGAAUCAAAGAAAUCUGAGAAAGACGCCUUCAUUGAAAACUUCAUAUCUGAAAUGUGUGUGAAUUUAAGAUGUACCAAAGUUUUCACAAGCCUUAAGUACAACACCAAAUGAACGUGUACCUUUACCAAUAAAACAUUCAAAUAA